Molecule: messenger RNA, 1185 nt
Organism: Linum trigynum
Lineage: Eukaryota; Viridiplantae; Streptophyta; Magnoliopsida; Malpighiales; Linaceae
Source: the annotation of a GenBank genome assembly
CAGGUUCUACUACCAACCUGAUUUCCAAUAAGAGCAACCAUGCUCAUGGGGAUACCAAGAAGCUUCCCUGUAUCAAGAAGGUUUCCCUCCACAACUCGAGGUGAAAUCCAAGUUGGAGUUGACCAUGGAGGCUUUCGUGGGGCAUUCGAGACCAUGUUCCACUCCAUAAUCAGAUCCAAAGAGCGAAUUAGAGGUCAUGUUGGAGAGAUUGGCCCAGAGCACCGACAAAGGGUACUCUAGCAUGGACCUCCGAAUUGCCGACCCUUUCUACUCAACCUUUCUAUGGGAAUCAGAGGUGCACCUUCAACACACAGUGAGGCUAGGAGGGUUGGUUGAGCAAGCAUGCGCACAACUUGCUCACCAUCGCCUCCUACCAUUUGAAGGAACAGAGGAAGUCGGAGAGGCGAGCCAUGAGAACUUUGGAAGAACGAGCUCCGACAUGGAUUUCCAAUCCCUCCCUCCUCCCAGUUUGUCACUAGAAAAGAAGGUGGCACAAGCUUGUGCACGCCAUUGCCUCUCACAAUUGGAAGAAGAAGUGGAGGUUGGAGGAGAGGUCAAUGAAGACUAUUGGAACAAGAAGUACUCAGCCCAGAAAGCUCUCAGGGUGAGGAUGAUAAAGAGUGUCUCAUUGGAGACUCUCAUCACUUUCCGCUUCCCAAGAGCAACUUUGAAGACCAAGUCACGAGGGAAGAGGAUGCAUGGCAUCUUGCCCUCCAAACCGUGCUUAAAGACAUGAAUGAGAAGGUAAGAGAAGAGCGAGAGGGAGAGAGAAGGAAGUUUGUGGAAGAGGAAGUGAAAAGUGAACAAAGGGAACAUCUUGAUUGUUCCGAAGGGGAGGAAAUUGAAGAAGAAGGAAGGGAGGUUGAUGAUGAAAAAGAAGGAGCAAGUGGUGUCCAAGAUGAGGACAAGGUCGAGUUGGAUGAAGCUUCAACAAGUUAAAAGUGCUACAAAAACUUUCCACCCGACCUCCAUUUCAAAGUUCCUAAUGUAAAUCCAGUGUACUAAGCAAUUGCCUUUCACUCCGAGGAAUUCCUGAACACAAAAAUUGGCACUUUGUAGGGGUGAAAUUUCAUACCUGAUAUAACAUAAAUUUCCUCAAGUAUCCUUUUAAUCCCUGCUACUACUCGUGUAGAUCUAUUAUAGAACACCACCAAAUUAUCUGUGAAACAAAUAUGACUAAUUUGA